AUGGAGCUUCACACACCAUUAUCGUCGCACUUCAAACCAGACCUAUCCUUCUCCUCCUCCUCCUUUUCAUCGCCCUUCCCCUUCCAAACCCACUUCAAAAAAACCCCCAAACCCCCCCGAAACCUCCGCGUCCGGUCGGUUGCCGCUGACCCGAAAGAACUCCCUCAGAACAGCCCCAAGAGGCUGUUAAAAGAGCUCGCGGAGCGCAAGAAGGUAGUCUCCCCCAAGCGAGCUGCUCCCCCAAAGAGAUUCAUCCUCAAACCUCCAUUGGACGACUCAAAACUCGUCGACAGAUUCCUAAACAGCCCUCAAUUGUCCCUUAAAUCCUUCCCCUUGCUGAGUUCUUGUCUGCCCUCGUCCCGUCUGAACAAUGCCGACCGCACGUGGAUAGACGAGUACUUGCUCGAGGCCAAGCAGGCCUUGGGUUACCCUCUCGAGCCUUCGGAUAGCUAUGGAGACGAUAAUCCAGCCAAGCAGUUUGAUACCCUGCUCUAUUUGGCCUUUCAGCACCCGCAUUGUGAGAGGACGAACGCGAGGCACGUGAGAUCGGGACACUCGAGGCUAUCUUUUUUGGGGCAGUAUGUGCUUGAGAUGGCGCUUUGCGAGUUUUUCCUGCAGAGGUACCCGAGGGAGUCUCCGGGGCCCAUGAGGGAGAGGGUUUAUGCCUUUAUUGGGAAGAGGUUCCUGCCGAAGUGGGUCAAGGCUGCGGGUUUGCAGAAUCUGAUCUUUCAGUAUGAUGACAUGGAUAGGCUGAUUAGGAAGGACCGGGAGCCUCCUGUGAAAUCUGUGUUUUGGGCUUUGUUUGGGGCAAUAUAUUUGUGCUUUGGAAUGCCAGAGGUGUAUCGUGUUCUUUUUGAAGUGUUUGGAAUGGACCCAGAGGCUGAAGAUUGCCAGCCUAAACUGAGGAGGCAGCUUGAGGAUGUUGACUAUGUUUCUUCUGAGUUCGACAACCGGAAACUGACUUGGCAGGAUGUUGCUGCUUACAAGGCAAUCACUAAUUCAUUUUCACCCCCGGAAGACGCGCUAUUUGCUCAUCCGAGGCUUUUCAGAGCAUGCGUGCCACCUGGCAUGCAUCGAUUUCGAGGAAAUAUAUGGGAUUAUGACAGUAGGCCUCAAGUCAUGAAAACGCUUGGGUACCCUUUGUCUAUGGUGGACAGGAUUCCUCAAAUCACUGAAGCUAGAAAUAUCGAGCUUGGACUAGGCUUACAGCUGGCUUUUAUGCACACAUCGAAACACAAGUACGAACAUCCCAGGUUUUGCUUUGAACGCCUGGAAUAUGUUGGUCAAAAGAUCCAGGAUCUUGUAAUGGCCGAAAGGCUACUCAUGAAGCAUCUAGAUGCUCCUGGAAAAUGGCUACAGGAAAAGCACAGGCGUGUACUGAUGAACAAGUUUUGCGGUAAGUACUUGAGAGAGAAACAUCUCCAUAGGUUCAUCAUAUACAGUGACGAGGUGCAAGAUGCAUACGAGCAUAACCGGAGGCUGAGAAAUCCGACCACCACAUCAGUUCAACAGGCCAUUCACGGGGUUGCCUACACCGUUUAUGGGAAGCCUGACGUGAGGCGGCUCAUGUUUGAGCUUUUCGACUUUGAGCAGAUUCAACCCAAGCCCGUAUGA
Molecule: messenger RNA, 1614 nt
Organism: Striga hermonthica
Lineage: Eukaryota; Viridiplantae; Streptophyta; Magnoliopsida; Lamiales; Orobanchaceae
Source: the annotation of a GenBank genome assembly